Talaromyces rugulosus is the source of this 591-nucleotide messenger RNA. RefSeq lists its product as uncharacterized. Lineage: Eukaryota; Fungi; Ascomycota; Eurotiomycetes; Eurotiales; Trichocomaceae. The transcript is spliced from 8 exons. Gene Ontology annotation, biological process: small GTPase-mediated signal transduction. Gene Ontology annotation, molecular function: GTP binding; GTPase activity. The record is from RefSeq and is a predicted model, not a curated record. The coding region runs from base 1 to 591 and encodes 196 amino acids.
AUGGGUUUAUGCGGGCGCCAGAAGGUCGUCCAGCGGAAGAUGGUUCUGCUAGGGGACGGUGCUUGCGGAAAGACCUCGGCUUUGAAUGUGUUUACCAGGGGAUUUUUCCCGACGGUUUAUGAACCGACGGUGUUUGAGAAUUACGUUCACGACAUCUUCGUGGACAACGUCCACAUGGAACUGUCCCUAUGGGACACAGCCGGCCAGGAAGAAUUCGAUCGCCUGCGCGCGCUUUCGUACGAGGACACACACGUUAUAAUGCUCUGCUUUAGUGUCGACAACAGAGACUCGUUCGAAAACGUCGCGUCCAAAUGGAUGGCCGAAAUCCACGAAAACUGUCCCGGCGUGAAGCUGGUACUGACCGCGCUCAAAUGCGAUUUGCGCAAGGACGACGAGCAAAACGAGAACCCGAAUGCGGUUGCCUUUGAUGAAGGGUUGGCCAAGGCGAAGGAGGUUGGGGCUGUGAAAUACCUUGAAUGCUCUGCGGUGCAGAACCGGGGAAUCCGAGAGACAUUUUAUGAAGCAGCGAAAGUGGCGCUCGAGGUGAAGCCAACCGGGGGGAGCUCGAGCGGAGGAUGUAUUAUUCUGUGA